Messenger RNA from Gorilla gorilla gorilla (western lowland gorilla), 1886 nucleotides. RefSeq names its product splA/ryanodine receptor domain and SOCS box containing 3 (gene SPSB3). Gene Ontology annotation, biological process: proteasome-mediated ubiquitin-dependent protein catabolic process. The coding region runs from base 433 to 1500 and encodes 355 amino acids. Gene Ontology annotation, molecular function: protein binding. The record is from RefSeq and is a predicted model, not a curated record. Gene Ontology annotation, cellular component: SCF ubiquitin ligase complex. NCBI's taxonomy places the organism in Eukaryota, Metazoa, Chordata, Mammalia, Primates, Hominidae. The transcript has 7 exons.
UGACCUUGCGGGCGCGGCGGUAGCAGCGCGGCCAGGGCGCCGCCUUUGUUCCUCUCCGAGGGCCGCGCCCGAGAGAGGCUUCCCCGGUGCCGCCGACUCCGGAACCCGCGCGCCCGCGGGAGGGGACAGCCAGGCCGGGCUGCCGCCGGGGAGGGCGGCUCCCGCUGCACACGCGCUCGCCUGGGGCUGGGCAGGGUUCGGCGGUCCGGGCGCCGCGAUCCGCCCUGGCCUCCCUGGAACCCCACCCGGGGCCCAGCGGGCGUUGCCAGCCGCGAGCCCGGCGCAGGGGUCGGCCCUGGAAGGCUAGGCGGGAACCCCGGAGCUGGCGAGGGAGGUGCCAGGCAGGUGGCCUGGGAAGCGCAGACCUGGCCCUCGCAGCCUUUUGCAUUUUAUACCAUAACAGCGGCCAGCGCUGAGCAGAUUCUUUCCACCAUGGCCAGACGCCCCCGGAACAGCAGGGCCUGGCACUUCGUCCUGAGUGCAGCCCGCCGAGACGCAGAUGCCCGGGCCGUGGCUCUAGCAGGCUCCACUAACUGGGGCUACGACUCUGAUGGGCAGCACAGCGACUCGGACUCCGACCCCGAGUACUCCAUGCUGCCGCCAUCCAUCCCCAGUGCGGUGCCCGUGACCGGCGAGUCCUUCUGUGACUGUGCUGGGCAGAGCGAGGCCUCCUUCUGUAGCAGCCUGCACUCGGCCCACCGGGGCAAGGACUGCCGCUGCGGAGAGGAAGACGAGUAUUUCGACUGGGUCUGGGAUGACUUGAAUAAGUCAUCAGCCACCCUGCUGAGCUGUGACAACCGUAAGGUCAGCUUCCACAUGGAGUACAGCUGCGGCACAGCGGCCAUCCGGGGCACCAAGGAGCUGGGGGAGGGCCAGCACUUCUGGGAGAUCAAGAUGACCUCUCCCGUCUACGGCACCGACAUGAUGGUGGGCAUCGGGACGUCGGACGUGGACCUGGACAAAUACCGCCACACGUUCUGCAGCCUGCUGGGCAGGGAUGAGGACAGCUGGGGCCUCUCCUACACGGGCCUCCUCCACCACAAGGGCGACAAGACCAGCUUCUCGUCGCGGUUCGGCCAGGGCUCCAUCAUUGGCGUGCACCUGGACACGUGGCACGGCACGCUCACCUUUUUCAAGAACAGGAAGUGCAUAGGUGUGGCAGCCACCAAGCUGCAGAACAAGAGAUUCUACCCGAUGGUGUGCUCCACGGCGGCCCGGAGCAGCAUGAAGGUCACCCGCUCCUGCGCCAGCGCCACCUCCCUCCAGUACCUGUGCUGCCACCGCCUGCGCCAGCUGCGGCCAGACUCGGGAGACACGCUGGAGGGUCUGCCGCUGCCGCCGGGCCUCAAGCAGGUGCUACACAACAAGCUGGGCUGGGUCCUGAGCAUGAGUUGCAGCCGCCGCAAGGCUCCAGUGUCUGAUCCCCAGGCAGCGACCUCGGCCCACCCCAGCAGUCGCGAGCCUCGGCCCUGCCAGAGGAAGCGCUGCCGCCGGACCUGACUGACUUCCCAGUGGAACUGCCUUCUCGGGCUGGGACGGCCCCUUUCCUCUGUCCCUUCCUCCUCUGUCCCUUCCUUCCAGCCACACUCCAGGGCGGAGCUGGAUGAGGCCCGUCCGGAGGGAGUCAUCUCUUGCUCCCGAGGCUGGAACAGUCCUUUCUCGGGGGGGCUCUAGGGCCCCUCUGCUGCUGUGCUGGGUGGGGAAGCGGCUGCCCUGAGCCCCACGUCUUGUGGGAGGCUGCGAGGACGAGAGCCUGGCUGGAGGCCGCGUUGCUGUUCCCACAGGGCCUCGGUUUUUCCUGACUUGCUCUGCAUGCUGUCAGCGGCUGCCCCACCGUCAUAGACUUAAAGGACUGCAAUAAACGUAGAGUUCAUGUCUAACACCCA